CAUCACUACUCCACAACCAAGUUUUAUCCCCCUUUUCUAUAUUGUUCACAUUACAACAUGUUACGAAGUCAAAGUAUAUCAAACUUGAAUGAACGGAAAAGUGGUAUAUUUCAAGGGUUCCGGUCUAAAAAAUCUGUUCAAGAGAAGAAAUCAUCAGAUAAUCUCCGUAAACAUAGACCACUUUCACAAUCAAUCUCAUCCCUUAAUCUUAGUCAAAGAUAUAACGAUAGCAUUGACUCUAAGAAAACUUCAUAUACCUCGACAGUAGCAAGACAGAGAGGAGGUUCAGAGAAUAAAGAAAACUUAAACCAACUGUCUAAAGUUAAUCAUUAUUCACUUCAACCAAUAAAAUCAUCAAGUUCAACUACAAGAAUUUCCACCACCACAGCCACCAAUAAUAAUAACCAUUCUUCCAAUCAUCAUCAUCAUCAUAAACUUAAAACCAGAUCUAGUGAACCACAUUUGAAAAGACACUCCAUGCUUCCAAUGUCAGCUCUUCAUUUCAACUUAACAAAUUUAUCCCAAUCGGCAAAUUCUACUCCUCCUAUAGAUAUUCUUCCCGACGAAAUAUCUGAUAAGGCUUCAAUUUAUGACUCUGAUUCCAUUGAUAGUCCUCCAACUUAUUCUCCUUAUACUCCUGACACUGAAAACAUUUAUGAUCCACUUUUGGAUCUGGCAUCCAUUUACAUUGAUAAUGAUUUUGAAUUUGGUUAUGAAGAAGAAGUUGAAGAUAAAUUCUUAAACUAUCAAAAGCAAACAAUUGGUCGUACAAACAAUUUAAAUAAUAUUGGUGAAUUUGUUAAACUCAUAGAUGAACAUCAUGAAUCAUUACUGAACCGUUUACCAAUCAAUAACCGGAAAUCUCUUGAUAUGGAACAAUUAGAACACAAUCAAAUACGUGAGAGUCUUCAAUUGAACUUGAAUAAAGAAGCCAAUGAAGACAAUUAUAUAACCAAACUCAAGCUUGUUGAAAAUGCAGUUUUCGUUGGGUUUGAAAUUCCACACAUUACCAGUAUUGGUAAUUAUGAACUAGAAGAUGAUUAUAGUGGAGUCCUCAAAAACGAAUCAUACGAUGAUCGGGAAGAAGACUUCUACAUUAGGGUAUAA
This is a messenger RNA of [Candida] anglica, 1107 nucleotides long. NCBI's taxonomy places the organism in Eukaryota, Fungi, Ascomycota, Pichiomycetes, Serinales, Debaryomycetaceae. The record is from the annotation of a GenBank genome assembly.